Molecule: messenger RNA, 804 nt
Organism: Saitoella complicata NRRL Y-17804
Lineage: Eukaryota; Fungi; Ascomycota; Saitoellomycetes; Saitoellales; Saitoellaceae
Product: GMP synthase
Exons: 2
Coding region: 1-804 (267 amino acids)
Cellular component (GO): cytosol; nucleus
Source: RefSeq, a predicted model, not a curated record
AUGACCGACUCUCUCCGAAUCGCCAUCUUCGAAUGCGACACCCCUGUUCCCGCGGUCCUGGAGAAGUACGGCACCUACGGCUCCAUCUUCACGACCUUACUCACCCGAGCUUCUGAGGCGACGACGCCCGCUGUGAGGGUUAGGUGUGAUUGUUUCGACGUUAUCAAGCAGGAGUAUCCCGAUAGCCUGUCGAAAUAUGACGGUAUCCUCAUCACUGGAUCAAGACAUUGUUCCUUCGGCGAUGAUCCCUGGAUCGUAAAACUCUCAAACUACAUCAGCGACGUCCACCAAUACCACCCCAAAGUCAAGCUCAUCGGUAUCUGCUUCGGCCACCAAAUUAUUGCCCGAGCACUCGGCGGAACGGUUCAGAAGAAUGAGAAAGGCUGGGAAGUAGCUGUUACGGAAACUAAGCUCACACCUGAAGGACAAGCCAUCUUGGCCAAUACUUCUGGAACCCUGAAACUCCAACAAAUGCAUAGAGAUAUCGUCUCGAAAGUUCCCGUCGGGGUACACGUCUUCGCCUCCAACGAAAUCUGCAAAGUACAAGGCAUGCUCGUCCCAGGUCGUGUGCUAUCAGUCCAGGGUCACCCAGAAUUCACGCAGUUUAUCGUGGAGGAAUUAUUGAAGACACGAAAAGAGCAGAAGAUCUUCGCGGAGGAUGUAGUUGAGGAAGCGUGGCCGAGAGCGGCGGGGGAGAAUGAUGGAGAGAAUGUUGCGAGGGGGAUCAUUACUUUUUUGUUGAAGACGGAUGAGGAGAAGGGUGGGGUGGAGUAUCUCAGAAGGGGUGUUUUGGGUACUUCAUGA